AUGUCAUUAUCAUCAAUGGAACAUAAAAUGCAAACAGCUAUAGUACGACAAAAAAUGAGUACUGUAGAUGAAGAAGGUAGAUUGAGAAAGUUUGAUAUACGUGAAGAUCCUGAACAAAAAGCUAAAUGUGAUCAAACAAUGGAAUUAUUAUUAGCUGCAGGCUAUUUUCGUGUGCGGAUCAAAGGAUUGUCUGAAUUUGAUAAAGUGGUUGGUGGUCUUGCCUGGAGCAUUCAAGCUUGUAAUUUUACUGUUGAUAUAGAUGUUCUCUAUCAAGAAAAUGCUACUCUCGGUCAAAAAAUAGCAUUGACAGAACGUAUUGUUCUUGUAUUAUCACGUAUGAAAUGUCCGUAUGGAAUUGAACCACAUCAAAUUCAAGGCGGUGAUUUUAUUCAUAUAUUUCCUGUUGUUCAAUGGCUUGUGAAACGAGUCUUUGAACGACGUGCGGAAAUAGGUGAUUUCAAUCGAUCUUAUACAUUAAAUCAAUAUGAAAAACAAUUCGGUGAAAUAACAAAUCAACAAACAACAAUCUUAAAAGAGAAUGUUGAAGCUAUUCGAGUAAAAUUAAAUAAAUAUAAUAUCAUAGAAAAAAACUCUAGUUUUCAGAUUUGUCAUCGACCUAAACGUCGUUAUCGAUGUUUGGAUAAUAAAACAAAACGAUUGAAUAAUUCUGAUGAACGUCAUAAACGAAUUCAUUCUACACUUGUUGAAUUUGGUCAAAUACAUCAAUUACUUACAUCAGCUGAUGAUCAUGAGAAACCUCAACAAGAUAUUAAUUCACUUGUUAAAAAUAUGGUCAAUGAAAAAUCAAAAAUUACUACACAAAUUGUACAUACAUUAGUCAAUCAACAACAAGAUACAUUACGUGAAAUAAUCGAAGAUUUUGAAGAGAAGGAAAAAGCGCGUCUCGAAGAAGCACUUCUAUCUGAAAAUGGCCAACAACAAUUAGCAAUACGUACAUUUAAAAUCCAAUUAAAAAAACAAAUAGAACGAAAGAAUGUAUUACAAGCACAAAUUGAACAAAUAAAAAUACAAAAAGAAGAAAAACGAAAUAGUGCAUUACAAAUUAAACAACAAUAUGAACAAUUAAAUGAUGAAAUUGAACAAAUUAAUAUACAAGCUAAAAAUAUUGAUCCUGAAUCUCUUAAACGUACGGAAAUACUUGUAGCUGAAUAUGAAGCAGUAAAAAAAGAAGAAAGUGAACGACGUGCGAUAUAUAAAAAUGAAAAAAAUGAACUUGAACAAGAACUUUCACAAUUAGAAAUUCGUUUACAAUCAUCAUCAUCAGAUAUUGAUGCGGCAGAAAAUGAGAAAAUAAAACAAAUUGAGGAACAACAUCAAUUAGUUACUAAUCGAUUACAAAAUCAAAGGCUUCUACUAGCACAAAAAGUCCGAGAAAUUUCAACAAUUAGUCGACAUAUGGAUGAUAUUCCAACUUCAAUUGAAUUAGCUCAAUAUCGUCAAGCAUUUUUUCAAUUAUAUAAUCAAAGUGCUGUUUUAUAUCGACAAACCAAACAAAACUAUACAUUAUAUAAUACAUUUACUGAUAUGAUAGAUUAUAUGACAAAAGAAAUAACAGUAAUUGAAUCAAUUUAUCAAGGUUAUCCACAAGCAAUUCUAACACCAAAUGGUAAAGAACAUUUUCUUACACAACUAGAAACAAUUGUUGAAAGUGUUAAAAUCAAUCGAAUUAAAAUCGAUCGACGGCAUCAAGAAGAAAAAUAUAAACGUGAUGCAUUGAAUAUUGAUUUGUCAGAAUUAGUUGAUAAAUCUAGACAAUAUGCAAAAGUUUUUAAAGAUUUUCAAGAAGCAAUCCGAGAAAAUGAAGAACUCCUUUCCAAAUCUCAAUAA
Messenger RNA from Adineta steineri, 1848 nucleotides. Lineage: Eukaryota; Metazoa; Rotifera; Eurotatoria; Adinetida; Adinetidae. The record is from the annotation of a GenBank genome assembly.